Brienomyrus brachyistius is the source of this 1096-nucleotide messenger RNA. RefSeq names its product histone-lysine N-methyltransferase set-1-like. Gene Ontology annotation, molecular function: protein binding. The transcript is spliced from 6 exons. The coding region runs from base 470 to 1096 and encodes 208 amino acids. NCBI's taxonomy places the organism in Eukaryota, Metazoa, Chordata, Actinopteri, Osteoglossiformes, Mormyridae. The record is from RefSeq and is a predicted model, not a curated record.
AAGGUUUAGGCAAACCAUGUUCGAUAUCACUAGAUAAUGAGUAGUUCCUGAAAACAUUACCUUUAUAUAUAACCCCAUCUUCUGUAUAAGCUUCUACAAAAAAAUACCGAUGUAUAUAUACAUAUAGGUGUAUUUCUGGCAGCGUGCUAUAGACAUGUCAACCAGUUUGUUAUUUUCAGUCAGAGGUGCUUAACUACUGUUUGACUUAUGUACAAGUGUCUGGCACACUGUCCUUUCUGUGUGCAAUAAAAAGUUUACCAAUGUCAAAAUAUAAACAGCAAAAAGUACGUGUUUUGCAGUUGUGAGCACUACUAACUACCAUGCCAACUUUGCCAAGUUACAGUUUAUACUGUGAUGUUGGAUCUUAUUCCAACAUGCAGUCAUUAUUUGACCUGAUUGGAUCAUAACAGUGGUAAUCUGUACAGUUUUUUGUUGGUAAUUCAGAAAGGUCUGCAUCAGAAAAUAGAAAAUGCCCCGGAAAAGAUGCAUGAAUCCUAAAGAUGAGGCCAAAUUUCAUGUCACUAAAGGGACAGAUAAAGCAGGACUGGAUGUUAAAUACAUCAAUCCUAUUAAAGGCCGUGGUGUCUUCAGUACUGUAUCAUUUGAAAAAGGAGAAUUUCUAUUGGAAUAUAGAGGUGAACUAAUAAGCAAGCAGGAAUGUGAGAGCAGACAAAGGCUUUACCAUGACAGUCUUAGAGUCUUCAUGUUUGAGUUCCGUUUUAAUGGAAAACUAUGGUGCAUUGAUGCAGCAAAGGAGGAUGGGUCACUUGGAAGACUGGUAAAUGAUAACCAUAUUAAUCCUAAUGCAACAAUGAAGAACCUAAAGGUGGAUGGGAAACCCUAUCUGUGCUUGUUCACUUUGAAGAGCAUAAGUCCAGGAGAGGAAAUCACCUAUAAUUAUGGUGAUUCGGAUUGGCCAUGGAGAUGCACGACGGCCACAGAAUGCAACCAAAAUGAAGCCGCAAGUCAUUCAGGGCCUGGUCUGGUCAGCAGUGUUGAAAAGACGGCCACAGAAUGCAACCAAAAUGAAGCCGCAAGUCAUUCAGGGCCUGGUCUGGUCAGCAGUGUUGAAAAGGGUAUUCAGGUUAACUAUUGA